This is a messenger RNA of Archocentrus centrarchus (flier cichlid), 938 nucleotides long. RefSeq names its product beta-2-microglobulin-like. The record is from RefSeq and is a predicted model, not a curated record. The coding region runs from base 95 to 448 and encodes 117 amino acids. The transcript has 3 exons. NCBI's taxonomy places the organism in Eukaryota, Metazoa, Chordata, Actinopteri, Cichliformes, Cichlidae.
GGACGUGCGCUGCAGUUUCCCUUUAGUUUCGCUGCGCCACAGGACACGGACGGUCUCACAGUCACACUCUCAGGUUUCUGAUCCCACAGACAACAUGAAGGCUGCGCUCUGCCUGGCGGUCAUUGCAGUUAUCUACUGCACAGUGGAGUCUAAAUACUCGGCACCUAAGGUUAUGGUGUACAGCCGGAAUCCAGGACAAUAUGGGAAGGACAACGUCAUCAUCUGCCACGUGAGUGGCUUCCACCCCCCUGACAUCACCAUCACACUGCUGAAGAAUGGCGUGGAGAUUCCCGACGCCAAGCAGACAGACUUGGUCUUCAAGCAGGACUGGCACUUUCAUCUGACCAAGCAUGCGAGCUUCACACCACAGGAAGGAGAGUCCUACACGUGCAAGGUCACUCAUGGUUCAAACGAGCCUAAAAUCUAUAAAUGGGAGUCAAACAUGUAAGCAGCAGAGGAGGCCCAGCUUUCUGAGAUCCUAGGAGAGGCUGCACAGGAGGGAGUCCAAUAAUGGAGCAUACACGAGUGACACGUGAUCAGCACAGCUGCUGAUUGGUUCUGAUAUUCUCUGUUCAAUCCACAUGCUCAAAUAAUCCUCAGAUUUUCUUCUUCUCACAGAAUCAUUUUCAUCAUGUUUCAGUCAGUUAGGAUUUUGUUAUGAUUGUUGGUGAUGUAGAGAUUGAGUUUAUAGACAUUUAGUAAUAAUUUUUUCAGUGUGUCACUUCUUGCUUGAUUGCCUUUGAUGCUGCAAAUUCGGUGCAUUUGUUCAGCUCUAAUCACUAAAGCCUGUUUUUCACUUUGUUGUAAUAUUGUUUCCAUAUGACUGGUUAUAGGUAAGUUUUAACGCUCACUGUUUUAUACCUGAGUAAUUUCUCUGAUGGUAAUUGGUGGAAUAAAUUAUACACAUGUAAAAUAAUAAAUACCUCUUGGAGGAUUCA